AAGUUGUUUUUUGAUUUUGAAUAGUUUUGAACUACUAACUAAUUAAAUAAAAGACUUCUCGCUAAAAUUUCUUCUUAAUAUAUUAUAUUCUGAAUUUCUGAUCAUGUAUAAGGUUAAAAGACAUUGGACAGAUAUUGGUUUUGCUUAUUCUAUUAGGAUUAUUGAAGGGUAUAAUAGACUUUCAUACAACGUCCUUUGCUACUAUAAAUACUCUUCUACUACAAUGGGUAUAUUUGCCUUUACUGAUAAGUUCUUCUGUUUUAGACCAAAGUCGUCAAGACAAUGGAACUCAAUUGUGUUCAGUUUCUUCAAAACAAGACGAUUCUUGUCACCGGCGCUACUGGUUUCCUUGCCAAGGUUUUUGUGGAGAAAAUUCUGAGAGUACAACCAAAUGUGAAGAAGCUGUACCUUUUGGUGAGAGCAUCUGACAAUGAAGCUGCGACUAAACGGUUACACAUGGAGGUAUUUGAGAAAGAUCUUUUUAAGGUGUUGAGAGAGAAUCUUGGCGAUGAGAAAUUAAAUACAUUGUUGUACGAAAAAGUUGUUUCGGUCCCAGGUGAUAUAGCGACUGAUCAGUUAGGCAUUAAUGACUCUGAUCUUAAAGAACGUAUGCGAAAAGAAAUAGAUAUUGUUGUCAAUGUUGCUGCCACAACAAACUUUGACGAAAGAUAUGAUGUUGGGCUUGGGAUCAACACAUUUGGAGCUCUCAACGUCCUUAACUUUGCCAAAAAAUGUGUUAAAGUUGAACUGCUUCUCCAUGUCUCAACUGCUUAUGUUUGCGGAGAAAAGCCAGGUCUCAUACCUGAAAAACCAUUCAUCAUGGAAGAUAUUCGUAACGAUAAUGGUCUUCAAUUGGAUAUAAAUCUUGAAAGGGAGCUUAUGAAGCAAAGACUGAAAGAACUUAAUGAACAAGAUUGUUCCGAAGAAGACAUUACUCUCUCCAUGAAAGAACUCGGAAUGGAAAGGGCAAAGCGUCAUGGAUGGCCAAACACAUAUGUUUUCACCAAAUCAAUGGGAGAAAUGCUUCUUGGUAACCACAAAGAAAAUCUUCCCCUCGUUAUCAUCCGUCCCACGAUGAUCACUAGCACUCUUUCGGAACCUUUUCCUGGUUGGAUCGAAGGCUUAAAAACUGUCGACAGCGUGAUUAUUGCAUACGGAAAGGGAGUGCUCAAGUGUUUUCUUGUCGAUGUAAACUCGGUCUGCGAUAUGAUACCAGUGGAUAUGGUAGCAAACGCAAUGAUCACGGCUGCAGCCAAACACGCUGGAGGUUCAGGGGUUCACAUGGUGUAUCAUGUCGGCUCCUCUCAUCAGAACCCAGUGACAUUUGGAGAGAUUCAUGAGAUUGCGGCUCGUUACUUCAUAAAAAACCCUUUGCGCAGUCGCAAUGGCUCGCUCAUAACCGUCUCGAAACUGAGGUUCAUAUCAACCAUGGCUUUGUUCAGUCUCUACAUGACCUUACGUUACAAACUACCUCUCCAGUUGUUAAAAUUGAUUGAUAUAAUAUAUCCUUGGAGAAACGGAGACAAAUAUGGAGACAAGAACCGCAAAAUUGAGGUGGUGAUGAGAUUGGUAGAGCUUUAUGAGCCGUAUGUACUUUUCAAGGGAAUAUUCGACGAUAGAAAUACAAAGAGUUUAUGCGCAAACCAGAAGGAAGAGGAGAGCAAAAAUACAGAAAAAAUGAUGUUUAAUUUCGACCCAAAAGGCAUUAAUUGGGGGGAUUAUCUCACAAAUAUACAUUUUUCUGGUCUCAUCACCCACGUACUUAAAAAGUAAAAUUUUAUUAAAUUCCGCAUGUAUCACUAAUAAAACAGCUCAUGAUAGAAAAGUAUUAUUUGUUUGUACGGUAAAUUAUUUAUAGUUAAACAUAUUCCUUGUUUUUAAAUAAUGGUCUCUCAAUUCCAAUAAACCAUCAAUAUUAUUAA
Molecule: messenger RNA, 1922 nt
Organism: Arabidopsis lyrata subsp. lyrata
Lineage: Eukaryota; Viridiplantae; Streptophyta; Magnoliopsida; Brassicales; Brassicaceae
Product: probable fatty acyl-CoA reductase 5
Exons: 10
Coding region: 283-1773 (496 amino acids)
Biological process (GO): suberin biosynthetic process; long-chain fatty-acyl-CoA metabolic process
Cellular component (GO): intracellular membrane-bounded organelle
Molecular function (GO): alcohol-forming very long-chain fatty acyl-CoA reductase (NADP+) activity
Source: RefSeq, a predicted model, not a curated record